AUGGGCCAAAGUGCUACCUCAGCAGAGAUGAACCUGGAACAAGUUUUUCCGGAUGAUAUCUUGCUUGAAAUUUUUAGGAGAAGCGAGCCAAAAACAGUAGUGAGAUGCAGGGCGCUAGGUAAAGUAUGGAAUGAGAUAUUAUCUGAAUAUAGUUUUAUGAAGGAGAACACGUUUGCAACUAAGGGUAAGCACUUGAAUUUGCUUCUUCAGGUUGGUUUAGCUGCUUGGGUUUAUUCGCCAGAUAACAUAAGUAUGAUUGAUUGUGUCAGUGGAGCCGUCAUACCAUGUCAGCUGCCUGUUGAGAUUGAUCAAUCUGGGUGGUGGAGUGUUAUUGGGUCUAAAAAUGGGAUGCUAUGCCUGAGAUAUAGUAUCAAUGGUUUUAAUUCUGAGGUGUUGGUUUGGAAUCUGAUGAGCGGAUAA
This is a messenger RNA of Arachis stenosperma, 420 nucleotides long. RefSeq lists its product as uncharacterized. Bases 1 to 420 code for a protein of 139 amino acids. The transcript has a single exon. Lineage: Eukaryota; Viridiplantae; Streptophyta; Magnoliopsida; Fabales; Fabaceae. The record is from RefSeq and is a predicted model, not a curated record. Gene Ontology annotation, molecular function: protein binding.